AUGGCGCUGCCGCCCAAGUGGUAUCAAUUUCUUGUCUGUGUAUUUGCCUCGCUAGGCUCGGUUCUGUACGGUUAUGAUCUCGGUGUGAUUGCGGAGGCCAUUGCUAGCCCCUCGCUCGUCAAUGCAUUCAAUGUCGAUUCGGUGAAGAGCGGGGCGGUUACGUCCGUGUUCACGGGGGGUGCAUUCUUCGGUGCGAUCUUUGCAGGUCCACUCGGCGAUUAUGCUGGACGUAAACGAACGAUUCUUGUGGGAGCCAUUAUUUUCCUACUCGGAGGUGGUCUUCAAACAGGCGCGCAAUCCAUCAACUACUUGUACGCUGGGCGAGCAAUUGCCGGACUGGGUGUCGGUAUCCUAGUUAUGAUCGUGCCCAUCUACCAGGCCGAAUUGGCGCAUCCCACGAUCCGUGGCCGAAUAACAUCGCUACAACAAUUCAUGCUAGGGGUUGGUUCGUUAGUAGCCGCGUGGAUCUCGUGGGGCACUUACAUCAACUUCGCCGAUGACGAUUCGCGCCAGUGGCGCAUCUCGCUGGGCAUCCAGAUGGUGCCCGCCGUGUUCUUAGCCGCACUCAUCCUGUUAUUCCCCGAGUCGCCGCGUUGGCUAAUCGAUCAUGGACGCCUGGACGAGGGCCUGCAAACGCUCGCACGCCUCCAUGCGCAGGGUGAUAUCAAUGAUACAUGGGUGCAAGCGGAAUUCGAGCAGAUUCGCACCUCGAUCACCCUCGAGCAUGAAGCCGAGGCAAAGUCAUACACUGAGCUUUUUACCGAUCCAUCCUGUUUCCGACGUCUCUUUUUGGCCUGCUCAAUUCAGGCGGCAUGCCAGAUGACCGGUGUCAGUGCGAUCCAAUACUUCAGCACGACCAUCUUCAAGCAAAUCGGCAUCGCCACUAAUGACACCCUGAAAUACCAAGGAAUCAGCUCUAUUCUCGCCAUUAUUGCGCAAUUUUGUUGCCUGAUGCUGAUCGACAAGACUGGUCGCCGUUGGCCCCAGAUUAUCGGCAAUUUAGUCAACUGCGUGUUUUUUGUAAGUGACAAUCAUUCCGACCAUCCUGAUUGCCAAGUUUCCCCCGGAUCCACGCACAACAACGCGGCCAGCUGGGCCUUCAUUGUGAUGACUUGGUGCUACAAUUUCUCCUUUAGCUCUACAAUUGGCCCACUCACUUGGAUCAUUUGUUCCGAGAUUUUCGACACGAAAACGCGCUCCAAGGGUGUCUCGAUUGCGACCAUGACCUCCUUCGCCUUCAACACCCUGAUCGGACAGGUGACCACCGUGGCCAUUGACCGGAUCGGUGGAUGGCGCUUUUAUAUCCUGUUCUGCGUCUGCAACUUUACAAACGCUAUCUUCUUCUGGCUGGUGCUUCCCGAGACUGCUCAACGCCCGCUCGAGGAGAUGAAUGACCUAUUUACACAUGAACCAUGGAUCGUGCCAGGUACACAGACCAAGAAGUUCCGCGAGCGAAGUCGUCUGGGGAAUGGCCUGAUUAUGGUCGAGAAGGAGAAGCGCGAUCACAUUAGCUUGGUGCAUGAGGAGGAGAUGCAGGUGUAA
Molecule: messenger RNA, 1542 nt
Organism: Penicillium macrosclerotiorum
Lineage: Eukaryota; Fungi; Ascomycota; Eurotiomycetes; Eurotiales; Aspergillaceae
Product: sugar porter family MFS transporter
Exons: 5
Coding region: 1-1542 (513 amino acids)
Biological process (GO): carbohydrate transport; transmembrane transport
Cellular component (GO): membrane
Molecular function (GO): carbohydrate:proton symporter activity
Source: RefSeq, a predicted model, not a curated record